GGUUGAUGUUUGGUUAGUUUAGUUGAGAGAGGUUGAUGUUUGUGUGUUAGUUAAGGUUGAGAUGCUCAGUGACAGUUCUGGUGUCAGCAGCUUUGAUACAGUCACGUCUCUGAGUUGGACAAAAUCGUUUUAUAGGAUCCUGGCUUUGGUAAGGAAUUGAGAGCAUCUGGCCACCAACCAGACUGAAAGCUUUAACUGGAGACUAUGUCUUAUCUCUGAGGAUGGGAGGAAGUGGAUCCAAAGCCAAAGGUGUCUGGCCUUUCUCAGGCAGUGGAGCCGGAGGAGAUUCAGCCAGUGAUGGGAACGAGCAGUCUUUGGCCCGUAUGAAAGGUUCAAGAAAUGCAACACCGUUUGUUUUUACCAGGAGGAGUUCUUUGUACUACGACGAGGACGGGGACCUUGCCCAUGAAUUCUAUGAAGAGACAGUGGUGACAAAAAAUGGCAGAAAAAAGUCCAAGUUGAAGAGGAUUCAGAAAAAUCUGAUUCCACAGGGAAUUGUGAAGCUCGACCACCCCUGUAUUCAUGUGGAUUUCCCCAUCGUCCUCUGUGAGGUGUGAAAAGUUGCACAGGACUGAUCUACUAUGAAUUGCAGCCACAGGUACUCGUCUUGGAGUGAAGUCUUGUUCCAGUCUCCAGGUGUUACGGUCAAGACCGGAACUGUGGUCUGGAGAGGAAAAGGAAAAUUCAAACUUUCAUAUUAAACUGAUAUAUUGAAUGAAAUGUUAUACAUUUGAAUUCAACUAUAGUCAGAGGGUGCCCCUAUUCACAAAAAAAAAAUCCAUAUUUUGUUAUUCACAAAAGUAGUGAUGGUACAGGUUGUGUUUCCACUACCCAGCUGACAUGUAAGCAGUCUUAGAGAAUACAUCAAAUGAAGUCGUAUUUCUCUUGUGAGUUUUUUGCAGGGAAAAACAUCCUCGAUGUGAAAAGGCUUUAAUGGUUCACGCCUUCUGUGAGACGUAGAGUGAAACUGUACGUGUCUUUGUAUAUGUACAUGUGUGCACUUAGGUUUGUUGGGAGUGAAUGUGUGUGAGAGGGGCUGAAGAUGAAGUUACAGUGUAGAAUAAUGAAGGAUUGUGACAUUUAUUGUAUAUAUGGUCAUGUUCUGUGUUGUCACGUCUGAGUCUGUCUCAGUUACCGAAGCUCAGACCUGCACUAGUGAACAUAAUGUACUGUAAAUAAUUUCAGAUUUCUUAGUUGGAAAUACUUGAAUAAAUGGUUUACUGAGCUGAA
Molecule: messenger RNA, 1230 nt
Organism: Morone saxatilis (striped sea-bass)
Lineage: Eukaryota; Metazoa; Chordata; Actinopteri; Moronidae
Gene: tusc2a
Product: tumor suppressor 2, mitochondrial calcium regulator a
Exons: 4
Coding region: 222-557 (111 amino acids)
Biological process (GO): inflammatory response; regulation of mitochondrial membrane potential
Cellular component (GO): mitochondrion
Source: RefSeq, a predicted model, not a curated record